Molecule: messenger RNA, 1212 nt
Organism: Papaver somniferum (opium poppy)
Lineage: Eukaryota; Viridiplantae; Streptophyta; Magnoliopsida; Ranunculales; Papaveraceae
Exons: 2
Coding region: 1-1212 (403 amino acids)
Source: RefSeq, a predicted model, not a curated record
AUGGUGGUCUUGCUUGACGACGGUGGUGGUCGUUAUAGGCGAUGGUUUGUGGUGGUGGUCGGCGACGGCGGUAGUGGCGGAGCAGCGGUGGGGUGGUCUGUGGUUGUGGUCGGCGAUGGCGGUGGUGGCGCGACGGUGGUGGUGGACGGCGGUGGAGACGGUGGUUGGUGGGGGUGGUCGAUGGCGGCGGUGGCAGUGGUCGAUGGCGGCGGCGGUUCAGGAUUGGACACCGCGUACUUACUGUUAUACGUUGAUGAUAUUGUCCUCACUGCUUCCACUGAUGCUGUUCUGUGCCGUUUUAUUGACAUGAUGAAACGAGAAUUUUCUAUGACUGAUCUUGGUCCGUUACGUCAUUUUCUGGGUAUCUCUGCUACUCGCUCAUCCUCAGGAAUAUUUUUAUCUCAGUCAUUAUAUACGAAGGACAUCAUUGCUCGUGCAUCCAUGAUGAAUUGCAAUUCGGUAUCUACUCCGGUCGACACUCAAUCCAAGCUCAGUGAUGCAUCUGGUCCUUCAGUUGCGGAUCCUACGUUAUACAGAAGCUUAUCCGGGGCAUUACAAUAUCUCACUUUCACUCGACCAGAUAUAUCUUAUGCAGUUCAGCAGGUUUGUCUAUUCAUGCACGAUCCUAGAGAGCCUCACAUGCACGCUCUUAAGCGCAUACUUCGUUAUCUUCAGGGUACUAUUGAUCACGGUUUGUUUCUCUCCGUUUCCAAUAUUUCCGGCUUAACUGCAUACUCUGAUGCUGAUUGGGCGGGCUGUCCAGAUUCACGUCGGUCUACCUCUGGUUAUUGUAUCUUUCUUGGAGACAACCUAGUCUCUUGGUCCUCCAAGCGUCAGGCAACAGUUUCCCGCUCUAGUGCUGAAGCAGAAUAUCGAGGGGUUGCCAAUGCUGUUGCUGAAACAACCUGGCUUCGGAAUCUUCUUCUUGAGUUACAAAUACCACUACGGCGUGCCACCUUGGUUUAUUGUGACAAUGUGAGUGCUAUAUACAUGUCUGGUGAUCCGGUUCAGCAUCAACGUACUAAACAUGUGGAAAUUGACAUACAUUUUGUUCGUGAGCGCGUUCGUAUUGGUGAUAUUCGUGUCUUGCACAUUCCCUCUGAGAAUCAAUAUGCCGAUAUCUUCACCAAGGGUCUCCCUAGACAACUCUUUAUUCGCUUUCGUUCUAGUCUAAGCGUUUGCUCCUCUCACGCUAAGACUAAGGGGGUGUAA